Molecule: messenger RNA, 1504 nt
Organism: Diachasma alloeum
Lineage: Eukaryota; Metazoa; Arthropoda; Insecta; Hymenoptera; Braconidae
Product: leucine-rich repeat-containing protein 15-like
Exons: 1
Coding region: 1-1281 (426 amino acids)
Cellular component (GO): extracellular matrix
Molecular function (GO): protein binding
Source: RefSeq, a predicted model, not a curated record
AUGGCCAACCUGGAGACACUUAGUUUAGAGGAUAUUCAGCUGGAGGAAAUCGAGCCAAACACUUUCACGCAAUUGAGUAACCUGAACCAUCUGUCCUUGCCGGAAAAUCACUUGAAUGUUCUCCAUUCUGACAUGUUUACUGGUCUUAAUCAUUUGACAUGGCUUGACUUGACAAACAGUCAAAUCCGUGCAAUAGAGCCUGGAACUUUCGCCAAUAUAUCAGAUACACUGGAGUAUCUCAAUUUAGCCGGUAAUCAGCUGAAAGUAAUUGAGCCAAAGAUUUUCACGCAAUUUAGCAAACUAGCCUUUCUGAUCUUGUCCCAAAAUUCCUUGGAGAUUCUAGCUCCUGAUAUGUUUGCUGGUCAUUUGGUGACUUUGGAUUUGGAUUUUAACCAAAUCUAUACGAUAAAACCUAGAACUUUCGCCAAUAUAUCAGAUACACUGAAGUAUCUCUAUUUAACCGGUAAUCAGCUGAAAGUAAUUGAGCCAAAGACUUUCACGCAAUUGAGCAAACUGAAGGAUCUCGACUUAGAAGGUAAUCAGCUGACAAGCAUCGAGCCAAAGACUUUCAUGGAAUUGAGCGGCCUGAGAAUCCUGGACAUGAAGAAAAAUUACUUGAAGGUUUUAUCUCCUUAUAUGUUUGCCGGUCUUGAUAAUUUGUACCGCCUUAAAUUGGGCGGUAACCAAAUCCAUACGAUAAAACCUGGAACUUUCGCCAAUAUAUCAGAUACACUGAAGUAUCUCUAUUUAACCGGUAAUCAGCUGACAAGCAUCGAGCCAAAGACUUUCAUGGAAUUGAGCGGCCUGAGAAUCCUGGACAUGAAGAAAAAUUACUUGAAGGUUUUAUCUCCUUAUAUGUUUGCCGGUCUUGAUAAUUUGUACCACCUUAAAUUCGGCGGUAACCAAAUCCAUACGAUAGAAGCCGAAGCUUUCGCCGAUAUAAAAAAUAGCUUAACGAAGCUCAAUUUAGAAUAUAAUCAGCUGGAAGUAAUCAAGCCAAAUACUUUCACGCAAUUCCGCAAACUGAACAGCCUGAGAAGGUCGGGAAAUCGCUUAAAGAUUCUAGCUCCUGGUAUGUUUGCUGGUCUUGAUAAUUUGGUCUCUCGUUUCUUGGAGAAUAACCAAAUUCAUACGAUAGAAAAUGGAACUUUCACGCAAUUCAGCGGCCUGAACACUCUGGACUUGACGAGAAAUAACUUGACGGUUCUACAUCUUGACAUGUUUGCUGGUCUUGAUCGUUUGGAAAAUCUUCUCUUGUUGGAUACCCAAUCGAUACGAUAAACCUUGGAAGUUCUGGCAGUUUUUCUCUUCUUCAAAAAGUCUUUCCUGAUGUGGACUUGCUGAAUGACCUUUCGAGACUUCCUAAGGGACUUAAUAAACGCAGGGUUACUUAUGUGAUGGGUGAUGGAACCAUAAUAAUGCAAUUUAAACGCGAAGAAUUUUUUUUUGUAUUGAACGGUCUUCAGGCGGAAAUUCCUGCACACGGAUUCCAUUAAAUAUCAGA